GAAUAGUCUCAUCUUGAUGCCCUCUGGUCUCAUUCCCUUCUUCCCUCCAUCUCUUCUCCUUUCUCCAUCCCUCGCUCUCUCUCGGAACCCCUCAUACUGACCUGCGGGGAGAUCGGAGGGAGAUCAUGCUGUCUGUACUGGCACUGACGUCCGUGGUGCUCUUGGGCAUAGCCUCUCAGACCACGGCUAUUGUUGUGUACACAAGCUGGGAGAGACAUGCGCUGGUGGGCACAGAUGUCAGACUCUCCUGCUCUUUCUUCUCUUGGAAAUGGACUUCUCCAGACGUAACCUUCUCGUGGCACUACCGUCCAGAUGGGGAAAAAAACAGCAUUUCUAUUUUCCACUACGCAGGCGGAGCACCCUAUUUGGAUAACAAAGGCCCGUUCCGGGAGCGUCUGGAAUUUGUGGGGAACCCCAGUCGCCGCGACGGUUCUAUCCUGAUCAAGAACGUCGAUUUCGGAGACAAUGGAACCUUCACCUGUGACGCCAAGAACCCACCUGACAUUGCUGGCAGCCCCUCUACCGUUCGACUGCUUGUGUUUGAGAAGGUUCCCGUCCAGGCUGGCGUGAUAACAGGGGCUAUUAUUGGUGUAGUGUUGGGACUGCUGAUCCUCAUUGUGGCAAUUUACUAUCUGAUGCGUUUCCUGGUCGCCAGACGAGUGUUCAGCUUGAGCAUGAGUAAACAUGGCAAGAAAGGCAAAGGAAAAGAAGGAUCACAGCAAAAACAGGCUUUGGCUGUGACGGAUCCGGCCAAGCUGAAGGCGGCAGCAUCAGAGAAGAAGAAACAAGAGUCUCGCAGGGAGAAGAAAUAGGGAUUGUGGAGCAGAGAGCUAGAGCUCCUGAGCGGGGCCGCCUCCACCCAGACCCAAGCCCAGGAAGAGGCAGCGGGGAUGGGCAGGCAGGACAGGGUUCUUAUGACCAUUGAGCUAGAGCUCACUAAACAGGAGAGAGAGGGAGGGCAAACUAAAUCGAGUCCCGCUGCGUUCUUUUCUCAACUUGCUCGCAGAUUCACUCUCAAGUGAGAGAGACGGGUAUGAAAAGAGGGGGUGGUGGAGAGUUUUGGAGGCAAGGAGAUAAAGACAAAUCCUUACAAAACAGGAGGACAGGAGAGGGGUGAUGUUUGUCUCAUUUUAAUCCAAUUCCAAACGGAAAAAAAGAGUGGUUCCUAAAAAAAUAAAAGACUGUGUCCAAUCUAUGUGCUGCACGACAAGUCUACAAACACAAUAUCUAUAAAUUUACUUGCAGCUGUGACAAGAUAUUUUACCCUGUAUUCUAUCUGUCCUAGUUAUGUUUAGCUGUGUAGCUCCGCCCACAUUCAGAUCUUCUUCAUUCAAAAGCAUUCGCCGCAUUCAGUGAGGUUCAAAAUCCGGAAUAGCUUCUAUUUUGCAUUUUUGCAUUUUUUUAAUGAUGAGCUAUGUAAUAAGCUUAACAAUUUUUGAUUAUAUAGGAACUGAAAAAAAUUAUGUGAAUUUCAGAAUCUGUUAGUGUUUGAUUUGUCUUUCGCUUGCUUUAACAGCAGCAUUCUGCUUGAAUUCCAUAAGUUUGCGUAAAACCUGAUUUGAGAUGAUCCAAAGUUCAUCUUGAGCUCGAGUGGAAGCAAGAACAUCUUACUGUACAAACGAAUUUACGUGCACAGUAUUUCUCAUUACGCUACAAAUUUUAAAUCCUAAAACCUUCUGGAAUGUUUCCAGGUAUAAAUUAGCUCAAAUCCCAGAUUAUCAUCGUGGACUUUUGAACCCCACUCGAAACGUAUAUUGUACAUCUGUUCUGUGAAACGGCGCUCGGUUUUUGCUUUCAGGGAAAAAAAAGUUGUUGUGCCGCACCUGGUUAGGACACAGUCUUAAAAAAAAAAAAAAUCACACAUUCACAAGAAAACCAAGAGCUGAGAGCCAUCCAUUACACACACACUGACAUCUUGUGAGAGCUGUAAUAGUGGCAGAAUGGUUUCCUCUUGUUACGUGACAGACAACUCUCUCUUUCUUUCUCUUUCUCCACACACAUACAAUCUUAUACAAAAACACAAUCCAAGCUGCACACUUUUCACAUUUUUGUACUUUUGUUCAAAAAUGAUUUUGGAAACUCUAUAUUAACUGCCUUUUUUUCUCAUUCCCUCCCUCUCUUUCUAUUUUUCUCUGUUUUCCUGCCUGUCUCUCUGUUUAUGCCUGUCUUUGGUCUUCCUAUUCUCUAAUCUCUCUUCCUUAUAGCACUUCUGACCUUUUUUUGUCUUUUUUUCCUACUUUUCCAUCUAUGCUUUCACCAUUCUUGUUAUCUGAUAUACUGGUGCUAUUACAUUACUUCCUGUAGGCUGGUCCCCUAAAGUAGCCUCCCUCCCCAUCCUUCUUUUACUGAGAGCUAAAUGUAGCCCUUUUUUAAAUCAUGGAAUCAAACAUGCACUUCCUCACUGUUAAAAUCUCAUUUCAGCCACAUAAAAUUUGUUCAUAUUUCCUCCAGCACACACUAACACUAAUGGUGUCAUCCCAUGUAUCCCAUCAAGCAACGUUAAAUGCAAACCCAAUAGUUUUCUGACAGGAAUUAGAAUCUGACUUAGAGUUGUGGUGUGUUUUUGCUCUGACUGCAGUGACUGAAAUGCCCAAAAUGACGUCGAUACUGUUGGCAGAGACGCUCAAACACAUAGUUACUUGAUACUCUAAGUCAAAUUCUCACGUCUGUCCACGUAAGCUGUUGUCUGACAAACAGCUGAUUAUUUUAACACCCUCUUGUAACUGGAGAAGUAUCUCUAUCUCUCUUCUGUCCAGUGACGGACGGCAUUUUUUCCCCUGACCGUCUCCACACAUAUCAUUAGCAAGGCCAUAUCACUCCAACCCGAGUCAUAGUUUUACUUCACCUCUCUCUAAUCCUCCUCUAACUAUCAUGAACGCUCAUCCACCACCACCUCUUCUCAUCCCCUGUUUCUGCUGGUAAGAAUACCCCAGCUCUCUCUCCUGCCCCCUGCUGCCCAAAGGAGAAGUAUUUUCAUUUGGCCGUACUGUUGCAAAUAUGUCAAUGCAAAAAAAAUUGAAGUUCUUUUAGCUAGCUCUCUGCUGACUACGAUAGAUGCGUGUUUUUCACGCCUUUGCAUGUGUAUGUUUUAAGUCUGACGAUAUGUCUGUAACCUGUCAACGCGUUUGAGGAACAAAAACGACAUAAAACCAACAUUGUAGAAACAUUCGUCACGUUAGUAAUGAUGACAAGCUGUGCAGCAGCACCCUGGGACUGUUUGCGUGUUGGAAGCAGAAAUGUAAUAGAGUUUAAUGAUGUUUAAUAAUAUUUCUGCACUUUCAUUUGACUGACAUGGCGGAAUCCAUGUGGUUGUUUCUUCGUGACAGUGUUUACCAUCAUGGUGUUGGCACGUUAAGGCUACGGGAAGUGAUGCGGUGAGGGCGGAAAGGGUUUUGGACGUUUUUUGAAGGAGAAAUAAAUUAUGAAAUACUGAGAUGAAGACUUGGACUGAGCUCAUAUUCAGGUGAAAAGUCAAGCCAAAGUACAAUAAACAUCUCAGUCUCGCAGGAUAUGUUUUUCUGUUCAAGUCUUCACGUCUAUGUAUGUCAGCCCCAAACCAGACAGGGGCUCGCAUUGGGAAUGCUAGGAAAAGCUUAUAGAAUUGCAAAGGCUUGUGGGAAAUAUGUUUGUUAGCCUACAGACAGAUGCUUUUUAUGCAUCUCAGAGUAAAUGUCGAGCAGCCACAUGGUACCUGCCAUUAAACUGUGUUUAAAUAUUGGGGAAUUCCCAUGUUGUAUGUAUUGUGCACCUGUAUUGGUACAGGUCUAGGUAACCGUUCUUUCUUCAAACUCCAUUAAAAAGUCUAAUUAUUUUUUACUUUUAUUUUGACUUUAACACAGCUAACUUUGGAUUUCUGUAAAAUGUCUUGUAAAAAGCAAAAUCGUUGAAAUAAUUUCAGAAAAACGUCAAUAAAAAAACAGAUCCCUUG
Puntigrus tetrazona (Sumatra barb) is the source of this 3928-nucleotide messenger RNA. RefSeq names its product myelin protein zero (gene mpz). Gene Ontology annotation, biological process: myelination. The record is from RefSeq and is a predicted model, not a curated record. NCBI's taxonomy places the organism in Eukaryota, Metazoa, Chordata, Actinopteri, Cypriniformes, Cyprinidae. Gene Ontology annotation, cellular component: membrane. The transcript has 6 exons. Bases 126 to 812 code for a protein of 228 amino acids.